AUGGCGUUGACUCUUCAGACAGCCAUCAAGGGCGCUGGCAGCUCGACCGCCAUCAUUAUUCCUUCUAAGCCCAACCCGUUGACUGUCACAUACAACGACCUCAUCAAGGAGACUGCCUCGUUCCAGCAGAAGCUUGCCGCCAUCGGCAUCACCAAGGGGGCCCCUGUCUCCAUUGCCACAGUCAACUCGUAUGAGUUCAUCAUCUCGUUUCUUGCCGCAUCCUGGCAGCGUGGAAUCGCUGCUCCGUUGAACCCGGCGUACAAACAGGACGAAUUCGAAUUUUACAUCGAGGACGUCAAGUCUGCCAUUGUUCUGGUUCCCCGCGGUGCUUAUCAGAGCAACGCCCCGGCUGUGAAGGCCGCCAAAAAGUUCAACGCAGCCAUUGCCGAGACGUACUGGGAUGCUUCGAAGAAGGAGGUUGCUCUUGAUGUGAAGGAGCUGGGACAGCUCCAGGGCAAGCCCAAGGAACAGAUUCUGAAGCCCGAGCCAAGCGACGUUGCCCUCGUUCUGCACACCAGCGGAACGACCUCCAGGCCCAAGGUAGUGCCCCUGACACACGCGAACCUGACGAGGACCAUGAGCAACAUCCAGAAGACAUAUGAGCUCACUGAUAAGGACCGCACCAUGCUUGUCAUGCCCCUGUUCCAUGUUCACGGUCUUCUCUGCGGCCUCUUGGCCCCUUUCCUUUCCGGCGGAUCCAUGAUCGUGCCGACCAAGUUCUCUGCCGGCGAGUUCUGGCAGGACUUUGCUGCUCACAAGGCCAAUUGGUACACAGCGGUUCCCACCAUCCACCAGAUCCUCCUGAAGAACCCAACGCCUAACCCGCUCCCCGCGAUCCGCUUCAUCCGGUCCUGCUCUUCGCCUCUUUCCCCUACAGUGUUCCACAACCUUGAGAAGACGUACAAGGCCCCUGUCCUCGAGGCGUACGCCAUGACAGAGGCUGCCCACCAGAUGACCUCCAACCCGCUGCCCCCGGCCAAGCGCAAGCCGGGCACCGUCGGCCUCGGCCAGGGCGUCGAGAUCAAGAUUCUCGACGACCAGGGCAACGAGCUCGCCCAGGGCGCCGAGGGCGAGAUCUCCAUCAAGGGCGAGAACGUCACGCACGGCUACCUCAACAACGCCGCCGCCAACGCCUCUUCCUUCACAUCGUCCGGUUUCUUCCGCACAGGUGACCAGGGCAAGCUAGACGAGGACGGCUACGUCAUCAUCACUGGCCGCAUCAAGGAGCUCAUCAACAAGGGCGGCGAGAAGAUCAGCCCUAUCGAGCUCGACAACGUCCUCACGCGCCACCCCGCUGUUUCCGAGGCCGUCAGCUUCGCCAUCCCCGACGACAUGUAUGGCCAGGACAUUGGCGUCGCUGUCGUGCUCAAGUCGGGAGAGAAGCUCGAGCAGGAUGAGCUGCGCAAGUGGAUCGCUGACAAGCUGGCCAAGUUCAAGGUGCCCAAGAAGGUCUAUUUCACCGAGACGAUGCCCAAGACGGCAACUGGAAAAAUUCAGCGCCGCAUUGUCGCUGAGAUUAUGCAGAAGCAGGACGUGCCCAAGGCCAAGCUGUAA
Molecule: messenger RNA, 1554 nt
Organism: Verticillium dahliae VdLs.17
Lineage: Eukaryota; Fungi; Ascomycota; Sordariomycetes; Glomerellales; Plectosphaerellaceae
Product: peroxisomal-coenzyme A synthetase
Exons: 4
Coding region: 1-1554 (517 amino acids)
Biological process (GO): fatty acid metabolic process
Molecular function (GO): medium-chain fatty acid-CoA ligase activity
Source: RefSeq, a predicted model, not a curated record